CGCUCUGCCUGUUUUGUCUUUAAUUAGAUCCGUAAGAUGAAGAUGCCCGGUCGUGAUAACAAAGUCGCGGUUGUCGUGGGAACAGUCACUGAUGACAUCAGGAUUCAGGAUAUCCCCAAGCUCAAGAUCUGCGCUCUCAAGGUUACCGACCGCGCCCGCCGCAGGAUCGUGAAGGCCGGAGGUCAGGUGAUGACAUUUGACCAGCUGGCUUUGAGUUCUCCCAAAGGACAUGGGACAGUGCUGCUGUCAGGGCCCCGUAAAGGCAGAGAGGUGUACAGGCACUUUGGAAAAGCUCCUGGAACCCCUCACAGCCACACCAAGCCCUACGUCCGCUCCAAGGGCAGGAAGUUCGAGAGAGCCCGCGGUCGCAGAUCCAGCCGUGCUUACAAGAACUAGUCUCGUUUUUGUUUUUCAUGCAGUCUGACAAAUAAAAAGAUGAUUGGCUGUCCAAAAAC
Poecilia latipinna (sailfin molly) is the source of this 455-nucleotide messenger RNA. Its product is annotated as 60S ribosomal protein L18-like. The coding region runs from base 37 to 396 and encodes 119 amino acids. Gene Ontology annotation, biological process: translation. Gene Ontology annotation, molecular function: structural constituent of ribosome; RNA binding. The record is from RefSeq and is a predicted model, not a curated record. NCBI's taxonomy places the organism in Eukaryota, Metazoa, Chordata, Actinopteri, Cyprinodontiformes, Poeciliidae. Gene Ontology annotation, cellular component: cytosolic large ribosomal subunit; ribosome. The transcript is spliced from 4 exons.